This is a messenger RNA of Penaeus indicus, 2418 nucleotides long. Its product is annotated as receptor-type tyrosine-protein phosphatase S-like. The record is from RefSeq and is a predicted model, not a curated record. The transcript has 6 exons. Lineage: Eukaryota; Metazoa; Arthropoda; Malacostraca; Decapoda; Penaeidae. Gene Ontology annotation, molecular function: protein tyrosine phosphatase activity. Gene Ontology annotation, biological process: protein dephosphorylation. Bases 441 to 1508 code for a protein of 355 amino acids.
UUUGUUCGUUUUCUUUCUUAGUGAUACAUAAACAGAAACGUAACCUUUCAGUUCUCCUUUUCGAUUGUACCUAUAAAGGGUACAUUUUUUUCUUUUUUUUUCACGAAGAGGGUAUGUAAGUUUUUUGUUAACUUUAUUGUGCUUAAAGAAGUUACUUUUUAUCAUUGCAUAAAAAGGGUAAGUUGUUUUUAUUUUCUUUGGGGGAUGGUUAAUUAUGAUUAAGGGAAGUACGUAUAUUCAUCCGAUUUUCCUACGUAACACUAAUAUUCAUAAAGGUUAUCAAUAGACUUGUAUUGCAAAUAUCAUGAUUUCCCUUUUAAAAUCACACCUCACAUCCAAACUCUUAUACUUCAAUACAUUCCACAGGGAAAUUAGUGGUUCACUGCACAGAUGGCUUUGGAAGGACAGGAACGGUGCUUGCGGUGUUACUUCUGACGGAAAUGAUCAAGUGCGAAAAGCGUUUGGACGUCAAUGAAGUGGUUACAAGUCUACGAAGAUCCCGUCCUGGGUUGCUUAUGCAGCAGGAGGAUCUUGACCUUGCAUUGGCAACUUUGGAUGAGCUUUUGCAUGGGCUUGUUACCGCUCACGACGCCUAUGAGUUCAAGAGAAACUUAUUGGAAAUCUUAAAGAGAUCAAAAGCUUUGUUCAAAAAGGCUCAAGAAAUCAAGUCCAUCCCGAAUCCCGAGACAGCUCAGCGACCUCCUCGCCUCAACGUGGACAGCGGUCGUGUGAUGCUGGACGUGGAGGAUACGACCGGAGAUGAAAGCCUCGAUAAAGAUGAAGAAAAUGAGAAAGAGGAUCUCUAUGCCAUAAAUCAAACGCAGGACGAUCUGCAGCAUCCGAGUCAGAGAUGUAUCAACGCCGUUUGGGUUGAUGGUUACGACCGGAAACGGGAUGUCAUUGUAACGAAGCAUCCGCCAGCGGCUAUGAGAGCGUGGUUCUGGCGACUCGUGCUCCAGAACCGCUGCCACGACGUUGUCCUCGUCAAUAAUUACUUAGAAAAUGACGAUGAGCGAGAAUACCCGGCACUCAUACCUGGCGAGGGAGGAGAAGCAACCUUCGGGGAAUGUUCGAUACGAGUGCUAGCUGCUCAAGCGCCAGCUCAGUCGAUUAUCAAGUAUCAAGUGAAGGUCACACUAAGUGAAGACGAGGCUUUAAUGGUCAGAGUGUACAAGAUCACCGAUUGGACUUAUGGACGAGAUAUUCCUCAAUCUCCAUUAGUUGUGAAUUCUCUGACGGAAAUUUUGCACGAUAUUCCCUCGACACCUCAUACAGGCCCCAAGCUGUUUUGUUGCGGGGACGGUGUGACAGCAAGCGGAUUGCUCGUGGGUGCUUUGUGCGUUCUGCGGAGGCUCAGUUCCAGUCAAGAGGUUGACAUAUACCGGACUGUUAUAUUGCUUAGGAGGUUCUGUCCUGAAUUUAUAACCUCAGAGAAACAAUUCGAGUACCUGUAUUUUGUUGCUGCUCGUUACAUCGACAGUAGGAUGAUCUACGAGGAAUUAGAAUAAGUGAAAUGAUACCAAGAAUCCAGAAAAGAUGGCAGAAUCUAAGGUGGAGAAGAUCGGCGAAUUCAAUCUUUUAUAGCUACCGUGAUUCGUACCUACUUUGUUAUUGUGAUAUACUUUAUAAUUUAAUGUGCCAUGUUAUUGUCUCUCGGCCGAGGAAGCUGAUCUUCCACUGAAAUCAUUAAUCCAAUGUCAGCAGAUUUAUGUACUAUCCCCUUUGGAUUUUUGUGAAUUUAGUUAAAUACAGAUAGCUCCAUGUGUGCUCAACCACCAAGGAGUCUAUCAGUUGGCCCUACUGACCGAUUCUGAUUUCCCCAUUCCUUGAAUUGGCGGGAAAAUGUGUUUUUCUUUCUAAUGCUAUUAAUAUUGAUUGUUAUCAUUUUUACUGAUAUUAUGAUUAUUAAAUUGUUAUCAAAAUAUCAAUAUCAGAGAUAACAAAAUCAUAGAAAUGAAGCUUUCAAAACAUCAAGGAAAAGGGUAAACAGGUGAGGUAGGUAAGACUAAAAGCUGACUACUCGCUUACUAAGCACUUGUAGAGCCAUCUUUGUGUAAAGACAAUAGAUACACUUUUAUUACAUUGGGCAUGGCAUUGUAGUCUUGCCAUCCGCGCUAAUUGGGUUAACAGAUAAAUCAUUUAUAUAAAUUUUCCAUGUUGAUUAUGAAUAACCAAAAUAAAACAUGCACAUUCUGAACGGAGACACAAAAAGUGUUACUAACAGAAACUAAGCUCUGCUUUUUGGUAUAUUUUCUAUGUUACUAAGUUACCAAGACUGUAAUACAAUAUUCUUGAGAUAUUGUUUAUUAUAUUUCAUCCAGUGGUUUUCCUUACUCAUAGUUCCUUUGUAUUAAGAUAUUGAUAUAAAUGCUCAUUCAUGUAUAUCUCGAUCUAACCUGGAAAUGGUGCUGAAUAUGU